Molecule: messenger RNA, 1797 nt
Organism: Strongyloides ratti
Lineage: Eukaryota; Metazoa; Nematoda; Chromadorea; Rhabditida; Strongyloididae
Product: PAB-dependent poly(A)-specific ribonuclease subunit PAN3
Exons: 4
Coding region: 1-1797 (598 amino acids)
Biological process (GO): nuclear-transcribed mRNA poly(A) tail shortening; mRNA processing
Cellular component (GO): P-body; PAN complex
Molecular function (GO): poly(A) binding
Source: RefSeq, a predicted model, not a curated record
AUGCCACAUUAUACACAACAGGGAGAUCUUCCACGAAUACCUGAUGGUUCAAGGCUUGCAUCUUAUAUGCAUAAUUCAAAAAAUUCAAUUAUUCAAGGUCAAGUUUAUGGAAUGGGAUCACCAUAUGCAUCUCCAAUACAUACUAGAAAUGGAAUACCAACAAAUCCUUAUUAUGCUCAUUACAAUAAUGAUAUGGUAUCAACAUUUAAUAAUUCUGUUUCUUUACCAAAUACUAAUGGAGAUCAACCUUCUGUUUACCUACCACAUUUUCAUUCACCUUUAGUUUCAGGAAUUGGUAAUGGAUCUGGAAGUAACAUUAGAUCUCAACAACAUUCUUCAAAUCGUGAUGGAACUCCAAGUAGUAGUGGAAAACCUUUUAAUCAGCAACAACCACAAACUGAAGGAACUGAUGGAAUGUAUCAAUAUAUAGAAUUACCUCAUUCUGGAAAAUAUAAUGGAUUUGGUCCAAUUCCUGCAACCUACUUUAUAUCAGAUGAACUUAAAGGAGAAUUAAUUCGUAGACAAUUGGCCAUAAAUUAUCGUCUUGAUCCAACUAGUCCAAUAUUUAAUGAAGUUCCUCAAGAAGUUGACAAAUAUCGACUUUUAGUACCAUUGGAUCGAAUGAAAAUACCUGGAAUAGAUAGACCUCAACAAUCAUUAACUGAAAAAACUAAUACAUAUAAAUGCUUUCAUGUUAGAGACAACCAACCUUAUUGUAUAAAAAGAAUAAUUAAUUAUAAAAAUUAUAAUCCUAAAAAGAUGCAAUGUGUGGUUGAGAAUUUAAAGAAACUUGUUCAUGUUAACAUUGUACAACUAAAAGAAGUUCUUUUAACUAGAGCUUUUUCUGAUAAUUCACUUGCAAUGAUUUAUGAUUACUAUCCAAAUGCUGAAUCUCUUAAAAGUAGAUUUUUUUCUAAUCCUAAUAUGUUAAUAGAUAAUUAUCCAUCCAAGAAUUCUAGAAAUUCUCCAAAUAUUAGAGCUGGUGGUUUGUUACAAGAAAGUUUUUUAUGGAAUAUAAUUAUUCAAAUUUCUGAUGCAUUACGUGUGGUACAUGGUCUUAAAAUGGGUGCAAGAUCAAUUAAUUUAUGUAAAAUUCUUAUUUUUGGUGAAACAAGAAUAUUACUUAGUAAUGUUUCAGUUCAUGAUAUUAAAAAUUUAGAUCAAAAUGUUAAUAUGGAAGAGGCUAUGCGUGAAGAUUUAUUUUCUUUUGGUUUUCUUCUUCUUCAACUUGCUUGUGGUAGAGUUAAUAUUUCACAACAACAAUAUGCCACUGCAUUGGGAAUGGUGGGACAAAAUUAUUCAAUGGAUUUAAAAAAUUGCAUUCAAUAUUUAAUUAAUUAUAAAAUUAAAAAUAUUAAUGAUCUUAUGCCAAUGAUUGGAGCUCGAUAUUAUAUGCAAUUAGGACAUCAACAAAUUAAAAUAGAUACAUUGGAGAAUGAAUUAAUGAAAGAAAUGGAAUGUAGUAGAUUAUUUAGACUUUUAACUAAAUUAAAUUGUAUUACAGAGAGACCUACUUGUAUAGGAUUAAAUGAAAAUUGGUCUGAGACAGGUUCAAGAUAUAUGUUAAAACUUUUUCGAAAUUAUGUUUUUCAUCAACAUAAUAAUGCCGGCCAACCAUGGAUGGAUAUGGCACAUAUUAUAGGAUGUCUAAAUAAAUUAGAUUCAGGUUCUCCGGAAAGGAUACAAUUAGUUUCAAGUGAUGGAAAAAAUGUUUUAAUAGUAACAUAUGAAGAAUUAAAAAGAUGUUUCAAUCAAUCUUUUGAUGAAUUAGUUAAAGCAGCCUGUGAACCUGUUUAA